Molecule: messenger RNA, 597 nt
Organism: Dufourea novaeangliae
Lineage: Eukaryota; Metazoa; Arthropoda; Insecta; Hymenoptera; Halictidae
Product: pro-resilin-like
Cellular component (GO): extracellular matrix
Source: RefSeq, a predicted model, not a curated record
AUGUUUUACCUUCAGAUCACAAUACUCUGCAUGGCAGUGGUUCACGUGAUUUCCGACCUGCCACCAGGGACCAGACGCAACACGUACCUGCCACCUGAACCGACAAAGGGUUACAACUACGACACGCCUGGGAUACCAUUCCCAAAACCGACGACCACACGGCCACCGUUCUCGUCGACGACGCCUUACCCAUCCAGAACAACGCGUCCUUAUAAUCCCAAGCCCACCACGAAAUUCCCAUCACCGAGACCAACCCCUGGUACAGGAUACCCGCCACCAGGUCCCAGGCCCACCCCUGAGUUCCCAGACUAUGGGACACCAACUGGACCCACUCCUGGUGGACAUGACCAUCAUGGAAUGCCGUUCGACUUCAACUACGCGGUGAAGGAGGACGCGUUCGGCAACGAUUACUCCCACAACGCCAUCAGCGAUGGCGAUAUUGUGCGUGGAGAGUACAGAGUACAGCUUCCGGACGGUAGACUGCAGAUCGUCCGUUACACGGCCGACUGGAAGCACGGUUUCAGCGCGCAGGUCUCCUACGACGGGAAUCCCCGUUUCGACGUUCCUCGGCCGACCGGCACCUUCCAGGGCUAUUAA